Danaus chrysippus (African queen) is the source of this 849-nucleotide messenger RNA. NCBI's taxonomy places the organism in Eukaryota, Metazoa, Arthropoda, Insecta, Lepidoptera, Nymphalidae. The record is from the annotation of a GenBank genome assembly.
AUGACUAUGGCUUUUCUGUUCAGCGCGUUGGGUGCACUCACCCUCGUCAGUCGCACGGGUUGUACAGAUAAUACAAAUGGUGCUAAUAAUGGAGUUCAAGAUUUGGAAUAUCCUGAUAUAGAACUCGGACUAACUCAGCGGGGACCACACUUUGACGUGGCCUAUUCAAGAAACGUCACUGCACUCGUUGGGAAAACCGCACAACUUAAUUGCAGGGUUCACGACCUUGGUAACAGAACGGUAUCGUGGAUCAGACAUAGAGACAUUCAUCUAUUGACGUCCGGGAGAAUGACUUACACUUCCGAUCAAAGGUUCAUCAGUGUACACAAUCCACAUACAGAGGACUGGAUAUUAAAGAUAAGAUUUCCACAGCGGCGCGACUCUGGUAUCUACGAAUGCCAAGUUGGUACGACACCGCCCAUUGGACAUCGAAUGUACCUUUCGGUUGUCGAACCACUGACUACAAUACUAGGAGGUCCGGAGCUCUUUAUCAACAUGGGCAGCACUAUAAACUUGACAUGUGUUGUUCAACAUUCGCCAGAGCCACCGCCCGCGAUACGCUGGACUCAUAAUGAUGAAGAAAUAAACUAUGACUCGCCUCGCGGUGGGGUUUCGGUGAUUACUGAAAAGGGGGAGAUGACGACCUCUCAUCUCUUGGUGCAGAAGGCUCGUGCGCCCGACUCCGGCCGCUAUACUUGCGCACCAGCUAACGCAAAUCCAAGAUCUGUCCUCGUACAUGUAUUAAGUGGAGAGCACCCAGCCGCUAUGCAACAUGGUGGCCAGCUUCGUCUUCAGUACCCGCUUUCAGCAGCAUUACUUAGUGUAAUCGUCACUCUUAUGGGAUGCUAG